Drosophila nasuta is the source of this 2755-nucleotide messenger RNA. Its product is annotated as ATP-binding cassette subfamily G member 4. NCBI's taxonomy places the organism in Eukaryota, Metazoa, Arthropoda, Insecta, Diptera, Drosophilidae. Gene Ontology annotation, cellular component: plasma membrane. Gene Ontology annotation, molecular function: ATP hydrolysis activity; ATP binding; ABC-type transporter activity. The transcript has 7 exons. The coding region runs from base 489 to 2372 and encodes 627 amino acids. The record is from RefSeq and is a predicted model, not a curated record. Gene Ontology annotation, biological process: transmembrane transport.
CGCCGCUAAGUUUGGACGCGUUUGCUCCGGUCUUGUGGCUUGCAAAUUACGCGCCGUUGUUCGUUUUUUUUUUGAUAAUAAUAACUACGCGAGAAGAGUGCAACACAGUGGAUUAACCGAAAUUAAUGUCAAUUCGCGUAAUCGGCGGCAAUGCAGACGCCGCAUAAACCAAAACAAAGCAUUCCGUGAAAUUUAGAAAAUUCAAAAAAACAAAAGCAAACUAUGUGUGUCGCAUGGCGAAAACAAUAACAAUAACAAUAUCAAAAUCAAAAACAAAUGCAAAACUUAAACCUAGUGGCUAAUGACACAUUCCGCAAACACGACACGUAAUCUAGCGACAAUAACAAUAACAACAACAAAAACUACAACUACUCAUUGAGAUCUAUUCCAAAUUUAUUGAUAUUAACUGUGUACAACAAAAGUGGCAUUAAAAAGCAAUAAAACAUUUUUGCAAAUAACCUCAAAGCAUAAGUGAAAAUCAUCCUAAAAUGGAUUCAACGCGCAACCUUCUAUCCAAACAGUCCAAGGAUGUGGAAUUCCAGGACGUUUUCUACACAGUCGAUCAACGCAAUAAUUUCUUUCGCUUAACCGGACAGCGGCAAAUUUUGAAAGGCGUGAGCGGAAGUUUUCGCAAUGGACAACUGUCUGCCAUUAUGGGCCCCUCGGGGGCCGGAAAAAGCAGUUUACUGAACGCAAUUUCGGGUUUCAGAAAAAGUGGCGUAACAGGCAACAUAAGAAUGAAACGGGACAAUGCCUGUUAUAUUACACAGGACGAUCAUCAUCAGACACUGCUUACUGUCGAAGAGCUGAUAAAUCUUUCGUACGAUCUGAAACUCAAGCAGAACCAUAAAAAGGAAGAGCAAAUUACGGAAAUACUCACGAAUCUCAAUCUCAAUCAUCGACGCAACGUCACCGCCGAAAAACUGAGUGGCGGUGAACGCAAACGUCUCUCGAUUGCCCUCGAACUCGUCGACAAUCCGAAUAUCUUUUUUCUCGACGAACCGACCAGCGGCCUGGACGAGGUGACAGCCGCCCAGUGCAUCCGCCUGCUCCAACAAAUGGCUCGUGAGGGUCGCACGAUAGUCUGCACCAUCCAUCAGCCCUCGGCCACCAUCUAUAAUUACUUCGAUAGCAUCUAUGUGCUGGCCAAGGGUCAAUGUGUCUUCCAGGGCUGCCCUCAAGCGACGAUACCCUUCCUACGCCUUGCCCAGCUGGAUUGUCCACGACACUACAGCCCUUCAGACUAUAUUAUCGAAGUCAUCGAUGCCGAAGAGGGGCAACUCGUGCCGCUGCUUAGCGAGCUAACGGACAAUGGCAAAUUGACUUACAUUGGCAGACAGGUGGAACCGCUGGAUACCCAGUUGCUGCCACAGCAGGCGAUAACCACACUCUUCGUGGAGCAGCCGAAGCGACAAUUCUUGCCCACUUUCUUUGCCGGCAGCGCCGCCUCCACCGACGGCAGUUUGAUGGGCGCAGCUGGUGCUUUGCUGGGGCAGGUGAAGGCGUUCUCAAAACAUCUGCAUCAGGAUCGCCGAAAGAUAUCCGGAUUGCAGCAGUUUAUUGUGCUGAUGCGUGUCAUGCUGUUGCGAACGAUGCGUGCGCGCAUCGCAUUGCUCAUUCAGCUGGUGCAUCAUACGCUCUGUGGGCUCUUCUUUGGCCUGAUCUUCUUCCAGCUGGGCAAUCAGGGUGCACGCAUGUUCGAUCAUCUGAAGUUCUGCAUUGGCGCUGUGCUCAUGAUUGUCUACACGCAAGUGAUGGUGCCCAUUUUAAGCUAUCCCGCUGAUGUCAAGGUGGUGAAGAAGGAGACCUUCAAUCGCUGGUACUCACUGAUGCCUUACUAUCUGGCGUUGACCAUAUCGCGACUGCCACUUCAGGUGCUACUCAAUGUCACGUUCAUGGCUAUGACUUAUUGGAUGUCCGGACUACCUGAACAGCUGUGGCGCUUCUGUAUUUUCGUCGCCGUCGGUCUGAUGAUCUCGCUCGUUGCCGAGGGCAUGGGCCUGGCCAUUGGCGCCACCUUCAGUAUAACAAACGGCAGCGUCGUUGGUCCACUGAUCAUAGCACCACUUAUGGGACUGGCUGUCUAUGGCUUUGAUUUUGCGCCACAGAUAACAUGGGGCAUGAAUGUGCUGAUGAAGUUCAGUUAUGUGCGUGUCGGUGUCGUCGCCUUGGUGCUGGCUGUCUUCGGCUUUCAACGCGAAGAACUCGACUGCGAUGAGAUCUAUUGCCACUUCAGUGAUCCGCGAGUGCUGCUCAAGUUCCUCGAUGUCGACAAGGUCUCGAUACUGGAUCAGUUCGGACUGCUGGCCAUGCUGAUGGUCUUCUUCCGCGUCAUCAUGUACAUCAGUCUGCGCAAGCGCUGUUACACCUGAUGAGCUCUGACAUCCGAGUACUCGUAUAUGUGUACCAUUUAUAAUUUGUAGUUAUAGCAAAAGUCUAUGCUGUGAUUUUGGUUUUACAUGCCUAUAAAUCUAGUAAUAGGAAUUACUUAUCGAUGUAUAUACAUACCAAUAAUACUAACAAUGGAUACGAAUCGCGUAUGUGUUUUGUACGCUCUUCACCCAGAUCAUUCAAAUAACUUGGUGCUUAGAUAACUUUACUCUAGAUUCUUAAGAUGUAGUUAGCAUACGACACACAGGUUUAGACAUCGUUGAUGCCUUAUUAUAUAAGCAUUAUUAGUCAUAAGUCCUCUGGUAAUAGUGUCAAAAUCAAUCUAUACUUAAGACAAAAUACAUUUUUAUAUUUUCACGUUGAA